GACAUCAGAAAAACAAAGAAAAUUCCUCCCAGAAAGAAUGGGUUGUGUUUCUUCAAAGCACGUUAAGAAAAAGAUCAAACGAGAUAUUCUUCUCAACAAUGGCGGCGGUUAUGCAAACCAUGUGGUUUCUCUCAAGUCAAGCACUUACGGUGUCCUUAAACUCGACAACGAUGAAUUGCAGCAUCAAAUAGAAGAAGAUGGGGUUAAGAGAUCGCCUCCUCGUGAAGAACCUGAGGUAAUCAAUGCCUGGGAACUCAUGGAAGAUCUCGAUGAAGAUAGAUUUUUCAAAAGGAGUCCAAAAUCGCGUGUUCUUGUUAGGGAAAAGGGUAUGAGAAGUCCAUUGAAGUUCUUGAAUCAGAUAGGUUCUCCAUUGAAAGCGAACAAGUAUGGCGGGAAAGAGAACAAAGGAAGCCCGAAAUCGAUACCGGGAGUGAAUAAUCCCAUGGAUAGUUCGUGUAAAGCAGCGUUGAAGUUGAGUUAUCCGGUGAAAAGCACCAGAAUCGAAGGGCUUGAGGUUGGUGACUUUGGGUUUUCGUCGAGGAGAAGUGGUUUUAUUCCCUUGUUUGAUCCAGAACUUGUCGCUUUGUACGAGAAAGAGUUGUCUGAAGAAGAGGAACAAAUCAAGAUAAUAAUUUCACCCGAAUUCGAACCCCGAAAUUCGAAGAAAUCUCAGGACUCGAAGGCCGUUCUUCAAGAUUUCGAGCCGAAAUGCCCACCAGGUGGAAAAAAUGCAGUUGUGGUCUACACUACAACGUUGAGAGGGAUUAGAAAGACCUUUGAGGGAUGCAACACGGUGAGAUCGAUCAUCAAAUCGCACCACAUCCAAAUAUCCGAGCGCGAUAUAUGGAUGGAUUCCGGGUUUAAGGAAGAGUUGAGGAAGCUAACAGGCACAAAGGAAGUGAAAGUUCCACUGGUAUUUGUGAAAGGAAAGUUGAUUGGGGGAGUCGAAGAGAUUCUGAAGCUAGAAGAGGAAGGGAAACUUGAAAUGUUGUUUGAAGGGAUCCCCAUGUCAGUUACCGGGUGUAAAGGCUGUGGUGGGGUGAGAUUUGUGAUGUGCAAACAAUGCAAUGGAAGCUGCAAAGUUUUAGAUAAGGAACUGAAGAAGAAGAUACAGUGUGUGGAGUGCAACGAAAAUGGAUUGAUUCGAUGUCCUAUUUGUUGUUGUUAAUAACCCCUCUUUGAUUCAUUUUGGAUUUGGGAUUCCCACUAGGUAUUUGUAUUUGUAUUUGGUCUGCU
This is a messenger RNA of Hibiscus syriacus, 1236 nucleotides long. RefSeq lists its product as uncharacterized. The record is from RefSeq and is a predicted model, not a curated record. The coding region runs from base 38 to 1168 and encodes 376 amino acids. Lineage: Eukaryota; Viridiplantae; Streptophyta; Magnoliopsida; Malvales; Malvaceae. The transcript has a single exon.